Athalia rosae (coleseed sawfly) is the source of this 1454-nucleotide messenger RNA. RefSeq names its product probable insulin-like peptide 7 (gene Ilp7). Bases 838 to 1293 code for a protein of 151 amino acids. The transcript has 2 exons. The record is from RefSeq and is a predicted model, not a curated record. Lineage: Eukaryota; Metazoa; Arthropoda; Insecta; Hymenoptera; Athaliidae.
UGCAUUCGACAUCUAUGACUUGAAUUAUAUAAAUCGAUUAUCAUAUACGUAUGGUGAACAAAAAUAAUUCGUAUACAAUUUCUGCAUGUUGGAAAGAGAGAAUUAACUCCUUUUCUUUGAUUUCUCGAAAUUCUUGCAACAACGUCGCUAUAGAAUAGAUGUACAAUAUUCUACAUCGACGGUGAUUAACCGUGGGAAACUUAUCAGCGUAGCGUGACGUGUAAUAUUAUACCUAUGCAAACAUUACCCUGUUCAACGUUCACGUGGCGCUUAACAAACACACAUCAUAGACUGUUGUUGUAAUUAUUUUUCUAUCUCGCCCCCGGGGAUCAGAGAUUGUUAUAAAACUUGAUAAGAUCACCUCUUUUUCGCACGGUUUAUAUAAACUGAUAGUCGCGCAUACGUGUACCUGUAUAUGCAUAUCGAGUGACGUGUAGGGAUACAUUGUGUGUAUACAUGGACACAUACGUAAUACAUUUUCCGACCAGUGAAGUAAAAGGAUAGGUGACCGCAGUAGAACGCAAUAACGUGUCGAAAUGGUACCCUCUGAGGGAAGCUAUCCUCCCCUGGGCCUCCUACGGGACCUGAGCAACGAUUUACCGCCUCAAUCGGAACCGCAAUUCGAAUCUUGAUGUUUGCCGAUCGUUUGUGAUACCGGCUGCGAUGCUAUAUGUAUAGAGUGUUGCCAAUUUGCGAGGAACGCAAUCCCCGCCUUUCCUUUUAUCCCGUAAAAUUACCCAACUCACUCUACCAAUCUAUACAUAUAGCAUCCGGUAUCGAUGGUAUAAGAACCGAUACAACACCAAUCGACAAACUCUUCAACGUCGCCCCUGCAAGAUGCGAGCAUCCACAUUAGCUUUUGGUUGUUUGGCUUUAGAAGCCCUUGGAGCAAUAGGGGCGACGGAUCAUCUCGUCAAUCUUGAACGCGUCUUCAAGGAGAGGUCUAGAGCAGAUUGGGAAAACGCCUGGCAUCGUGAAACGCACGCUAGGUGCAGAGAAACGCUUCUUCGGCAUCUUUACUGGGCAUGUGAGAAGGAUAUUUAUGGAGUGAGUCGCCGGUCGGUGAAUUUUUCGAAGCCACCACCGCCACCUUGGGUAUCUGGAUGGCGAGCCAAAGAGAUGUUGAGAUACAGGAGAGAUCUUAGGAGAAGAAGUCCUGCCGCUGUGGCAUCUAUUACUCAGGAGUGUUGCGGUGGACCUGGAUGUACUUGGGAAGAAUAUGCGGAAUACUGUCCAGCCAAUAAACGAGUUGAUAAAAGAACUCGUUUAUCUGCAGAUGAACCGAUGCUGUAGAGUCUCAAAUUGUUGUUAUACAUCCAGAAGGAGUAAUAGCAGAUGCAAGAUAAAAAAGUGAAAAAAAUCGACGUCUGUAACAAUUAUCUCUUGGAAUGCGGUACGCAGAUUUAUAUUAUCUAUGUACACCGGAAAAUAUAAAUGUAUACGUGAGUACUAUA